This is a messenger RNA of Tetrahymena thermophila SB210, 1557 nucleotides long. RefSeq names its product thioesterase family protein. Gene Ontology annotation, biological process: acyl-CoA metabolic process. The transcript has 4 exons. The record is from RefSeq and is a predicted model, not a curated record. Lineage: Eukaryota; Ciliophora; Oligohymenophorea; Hymenostomatida; Tetrahymenidae. Gene Ontology annotation, molecular function: fatty acyl-CoA hydrolase activity.
AAUAAAUAUAAAAUAAGUAAUUAAUUAAUAAAUUAAUUUAAAAGAUAAUUGCAAAUUCAAUUAAUAUGAAAGCAUUAUUUAAAGGUACUUAGUUCUUAUACAAAUAGAGCUAGAGUUUCAAGUCCCUCUAGUUUUAGAGCAAGAGAUUUUUUAACUCUUAAGAAAUUUAGUUUUUGUAGCUUAAAAGCAACAUGCACAAAGUUUAGCACAAUGAAAUAGUAAUGAGAGUUAAGGACGAGGACUUAAGAUUAUUAAAUGAAGAAGAAAAUAGAAGACAGCCUAUUAUUAAAAAUUUCUUCACAACUAUGAAUGAAGAUUUUAAUAUAAAGAUUUAUGAGCACAAAAAUAUUAACCAUGAAGAUAAGAAUGUCAGCUAUCCUAGAAACUCUUAUUAUAAAGUAGUAUUCCCAUUAGAAAAAAAUACAAUGAUUAGAGAUAGGUUUACUAACUACUUCUCUGAUGGGUUGAGAUAUGGUAGAAUUCUCGAAGUUCUUGAUUACAUAGCAGCAUAUAUAUCAUAUAGACAUUGUUAUACAGAUAUUGGACAAAGACAUGUUACUAAUGUCACCGCUUGUGUAGAUAAUAUGAAUUUCUAUUCAUAAAUGAAAAAUGAUAAAGAUUUAGAAGUAUAAGGAUACAUUACUUAUGCUGGUACAUCUUCUAUGGAAAUUUAGCUCGAUUUAUUUUAAGAAGGAGACUUGAAAGCAAGUGCAUUAUUUUUAAUGGUUGCUAGAGAUGCUAAUGAUAGGUCAAAAAGCUACCAAGUUCCUGUUCUUAAAUUCGAAGGUGAGUAGGAUAUACAAAAAUGUUAACUAAGAGAACAUUUAGGAGUUAAAAAUACAAUCAAAAGAAAGAAAGAAAAGUUAGAAUCCCUUUAAAAUAAACCACCUAACUAGCAAGAAAUAUUUGAGAUCCACCAAUUCUUUUCAAAUAAAAACUAGUUUUUAGCAGAACAAAAAGACCAACAAUCUAUCUAAAUUUCAGCUACUACUUUUGAUAAAAACUUAUUGAUGCAUAAACAAGAUAGAAAUAUUCAUGGAAAUAUCUUUGGUGGACACUUGAUGAGAGAAGCUAUGGAAAUGGGAUGGCUUGCAGCUUUAAUACAUUCAAAAGGAGAUUACCCUUUGACUUGCCAUGUAGAUGAUUUCCAAUUUUUAAAACCCGUAGCUGUAGGAUCAAUUAUUAAUUUUGAGGCAAAAUUAGGUUAUGUAGUGAAAAAUAUUAUGUAAGUUGUGGUAAACUGCAGUAUUGUAGAUACAAAUAAGUGUAGAACUAAAUCUAAUGAUCUUCAUAUAACCCUAGUAGCCCCUAAAACGGUUUAACUACCUAAAGUUAUCCCUUAUUCUUAUGAAGAAGCAAUGAUAUAUCUAGAUUGCAAGAGGAGAUUGGAUAAAUUGCUAUUUUGAAAUCUAAGCUACAUUUUCUCUAAUUUAUAUGAUGAAAUAUAUUAUUAAAAUAAUUUAAUAAAAUAAAAUUUAUGUUUUUAUUAAUGAAACUUGUAAUUAAAUAAUUUAUAAUUAUUUAGAGUAUUAAAUAUAUUAACAUUUUUACUUCUUA